This is a messenger RNA of Bursaphelenchus okinawaensis, 1234 nucleotides long. NCBI's taxonomy places the organism in Eukaryota, Metazoa, Nematoda, Chromadorea, Rhabditida, Aphelenchoididae. The record is from the annotation of a GenBank genome assembly.
AUGGCAUCAGAAGACCCAUACGCCGCUUCAUUGACCAAAUUUGGCAACCAAAGUUUGAUCUGGAGCCCUCCAGACGAUCCAGAACGAGUCUACACUUUUAUUCGAAAACAGACCCGCUUCAACAAAACGGAUCAGAAAAACUACCACUACUACGUGUGUCAAGAUUGUCGGCUGAUUCGAGACAAACAAGUGAAAGAAAAAACUGAUAUGGCACAAUGGAGCGCACCGAGAAUUACUAUGACGGACAAUAUGGUCAUGAUCAAGAGUCCAAUGGAAACAUUGGAAGGACAUCGAUGUGCGAGAAAGACGAGGGAUAGUGUUAAGGAAUGCAAAAAGUAAGCUAAACUUCAUUUUUAAAAUUUAAAUUUGGAAAAAAUUGGUUUUAUGUUUUCAAAUUCCACAAAAGACAUUUUCAAAAAUUUUGUCAAAAGGUGAUGAACGUUGUUGUUGCUGAACAUAAUGCGACGCAAAUUCCUCGUUGAUUCAUUAUUGCUUUUGUCUUUUCAGGCUUGACAUCUACGACGAGCGGGCUUCGUUGGGCAAGAGUUCGGGUGGAUCGACGCCUUCAAGCAACCCCUCACCACCGCCUUUUGCGUCGAGUCCCAGCUUCUUCCACGCCUCCUCAUCACCAUCGUUGGUGAAUGUGGACUGGAGUGGGUUGGCUUCGUUUUAUGCUCAAAAUGGCAAAAGUUCCGGUCCUUCAAAUGGGUCUACCUCAACGUUAACUUCAUCAGCUGAAACGUUGUCAUCGUCGGUAAAGUCGGAGUACUCCAGCUCAACGACCUCAAACUUAAACUCUGCCCAAUCAACCAGUUCUUCCGGUUCAUCAUUAGCUACUCCAGUUGCAUCACCCUCCUCUACUCCAUUGAACUCUUCAAAUACUCCUACAGGUUCGGUACCACCCUCAUCCAAAAAAGCGACGAAACGAAGCCUAGACCAAUGGAGUGAAGUGUUGCUGAAAAAGAAGUGUGAAGAAGAGCCGCUGCGAGUACAGUACCCAACAUACGACGCGUUAAUGGGCUUCACGAUUCAGCUUUUGAAAGAAAAGCAUGAGCGUGAACUUAACGAGAGGCCAAAGAAGACGGAGAAGAAGAAUAAAGCAACCUUAGAGCAAAAGAAAACGGCCGAAAAAAUGAGCAACAUGAGCAUGGACCAGCUGACCCAGCUUCUACCAGUUAUUAAACUUCUUAUGGCUAACAAUCGUAUCAAAACCGAGCAAGAUGUUAACAUCUAA